AUGUUAACCGAAAAACCUUUAAAAUUAGAAUGCAUUGUAAAAUUCGAACCUUUUUUUCAAAAAUAAGGUGAUAAUUUUGUCUCUUGUAAAGAAUUAGAAUUAGUCAAUACAAAAAUAAUAUAAGACUUACAAAUAUCCUAAAAUUAAAUAAAAGUAUAAUUACAAGAAAAAUUAUAAUAAAAAAUAUCAUUUAUCGAUUGUAAAAAAGAAGAGGAUAUUUAUAAAAACCAAAUUUAAGUUUUUUCUUUAGGCUCUGAAUAAUUAAUUAGGAAAGAAAUAUCAAAAUAAAUAACCUAAUUUUACUAAAAAUAAAAAAAUUAAUUAUGUAAAGAAAUUAAUACAUAAAAUGAUAGGGAAAAAGGGAAUUAAAUUAUCUUAAAUUUAUUAAAUAAUUCAGAAAAUAGAAUAAUAAAUAUAAAAAAUCAUGUUGAAAAUUUCAUAAAAAUAUUAAAAAAUAGAUAUUUUUAAACAAAACCAAUUAAUUUAAAUCAUAACGAUUUAUCCAUUAUUAAUGAUAAGAGUUAUUUUUUAUAAAAAAAUUAAAAACAAAUUUUAUUUUUGUAAAAAAUUCGAAAAAUUAUAAAUCUAUUAAAUAUUUUAGGGCAUAUUAAAGUUUUUAUGCCGACAAACAGAUUUUUAUUAUUUUGGAAUAUGCUUUAUUGUUUUAUAGUCUCAUGUUUUUUAUAUUUUUAUUCGAUUUUGUUAUUUUUUAAUUAUGAUUUUGAGGAAAACAUAGUUUCAAUGAGACUUUUUAUUGUUAUUAUUUGUAUAUUUUUAAUAGACAUUUUAAUUAAUUUUAAUACUGCUUUUUUUUAGAAUGAUUAGUUGAUUUGUUAUAGAAAAAAAAUUGCUUUUAAAUACUUAUAGUCUUUUUUUUUUACGGAUUUUUUGAGUUCUUUAGUACUUUUUUAAAAAAUUAUUUUUUAGCAAAAUAAUAAGUGUUUAGUUCAUAAUCCUGAAAACGAAUUAGGUCUAUUUUUAUUUGAUCUGAUUAUUUUUUUUAAAGGAUUCGAUAUAUUAAGAAAAAAAUAAAAUGUAGAAUGUAUCAUUACACUCAAAGAGUAUUAAAAAUUAAUUCUUAAAUUGAUUGAUUUAAUAAUUUUAAUUAUAGUAGUUGCACAUUUAGUGUGUAUUUUAUGGCAUGGAUUAGGCAUUUAUGAAGAAAAAUAUAAUUUUGAUAUUUCUUGGCUAUCUAAAUAUAGUUUAGUAGGACAAAAUUGGUAAAUAAGAUAUAUUUAUUCAUUAUAUUGGUCAAUAACUACAAUGACAACAAUCGGAUAUGGAGAUAUUACGCCUUAAAAUCCUUACGAAGUGUUUUUUGUAUCAGUUAAUAUGAUUUUUACAAGUUGUCUUUUUGCCUAUUCUAUUAAUAAUAUAGGUAUGAUAUUAUAAGAAAUAGAAAAAUAAUCAAAAGAAUUAAAUUAAAACAUAAGUAUAAUUCAAAGAUACCUAGAUAGAAAAAAUGUAAACGCGAAUUUAAAAAGUCGAGUAAGAAAUUAUUUAAUAUUUUUAUAAGAAGAACAAAAAGAUCGUGAUAAAGAAUCAGAAGACCGUAUAUUGGAUAAAUUAUCAAAUAGAUUAAGAGAUGAAAUAACAUAGGAAAUAAACUCAAAUAUAUUAAAAAAAUAUAAUGUUUUUUAUGAAAAUUUUACUUAAUAAACCAUAAAAAAAGUAAUUUAUAUAAUGAAUGAGAUACUUAUAUAGCCUAAUUAAGUUAUUUUUAAGGAUAAUGAAUACGAUAACUAAUCUAUAUAUUUCAUUUAAAGUGGGAAUAUAGAAAUAUUUCAUUACAAUUUAUUCGAGAAAAACCAUAGCGUUAUCAAAUAAUUAAGCUCAGGUGAUUUCUUUGGAGAAAUUUCAUUUUUUUCGGGUUUGCCAAGAAAAGCUUCCGCAAGAAGUUUAAAUUUAUCAACUUUAUACAAAAUAGAUAGAGAUUAACUCAUUUAUAUUUUGAAUUAAAAUUAAACCGAUUUCGAAAGGUUUAAAAUGAUAUAAGAAUAAAUUGUUUUUUAGAAUGAUUAUUCUACGAUCUAAAUGAAAUGUUAUUCAUGUAAAAUACCAGGACAUAUGGCAUAGAAUUGUCCUAAAUUACAUUAAAUUUUUGAUAAGCAAUUCCUUAUUUUAAAAAAUAACUUUUCAUAACCCUAAACAAGAUAAAAUAUUUCAUAUUAAUAAUUUAAAAAAAGAAAGAAUAUAAUCCUAAGUAAAUAAAAAACAAACAAUAAUAAUAAUAAUAUAUUAUAUGUUAGAUAAUUAAUAAAAUUCAAUCCUGAUAAUAUAAAGAAACUUAAAUUUAAUGCAUAAUUUAUGAAAUCAAACAUAAUGGCGUUAUUUGAGAGUGAUGAAGGAGAUAAUGAGGGUACUUUAUACUGGAUCAGAAAGUGA
Molecule: messenger RNA, 2385 nt
Organism: Ichthyophthirius multifiliis
Lineage: Eukaryota; Ciliophora; Oligohymenophorea; Hymenostomatida
Exons: 4
Biological process (GO): transmembrane transport; potassium ion transport
Cellular component (GO): membrane
Molecular function (GO): zinc ion binding; voltage-gated potassium channel activity; nucleic acid binding
Source: RefSeq, a predicted model, not a curated record